Messenger RNA from Hydatigera taeniaeformis, 3426 nucleotides. NCBI's taxonomy places the organism in Eukaryota, Metazoa, Platyhelminthes, Cestoda, Cyclophyllidea, Taeniidae. The record is from the annotation of a GenBank genome assembly.
AUGGUUGAACUGAAAAAGUGGACAGAUUGCUUACGUGACUUACUUCCUAACGUUUAUUCUGAUGGCGCAGAUCCGUCCCUUUGUUUCCGUGCCUGCAUUGAACGCUACCUCAAAAACCUCGAAGAUAACUCUGAACUAGUACAAACUCUUCAAAACAUGGAAUCUUAUCAGGCGUAUGUCUACUGUUGUCUACAUCUUCUUGAUGAACUGACAAAAAUCGAUGUGGGAGCUGGAGAUGGGAAGCCGGUGUUUAGUAUCUUUCAGACGCAGCAGUUGUCGAAAUGCCUCGAAUUCAUCGUGUGUCUUGGAAUAUAUCCUCUUCUUUCUUCCGGAGUCUCGAUACCCUUGUGUCUCAGGUUGGAAAACUAUGAAAAAUUUAAGUGCCCCAACCUUCAGUCUUCUCCUGAUAGGCAUCAAAGAUUAUUUAAGAUUGCGGAGUGCUUUGACUCUCUUAGUCGUUCUUCCAUUGAUUCGCUUCGUGACCUAGUCUCGCCUAAUGGCUACCUUGGCGACUACCUUGCCCUUCUGCUGCAACUCAGUUAUGGACCUGUUUCAACAGAUUUCUCGACCAAAAGCACCACGGCAGACAUCAUCCGUAUCUCUCGCACUCGGCUUCGUUCCGUUCUUGCUCGUCUACCCCGAUCGCUGGCCUUCAAAGAACUCUUUCUCUUCCAGAAUGGCUUUUGCAAACAAAAGUCAUCAAUGAAGACUCCAGUGCCACUGUGGCUGCGCAGUGCAUGUGGUCGUUUGAUUACCCAACUUUUUAUCGCUCGUCCUCGUUAUUUCACGGCGGGGAAAUCGCCUCUGGAAGACCUUAUCAUUGGUGUUUUGGACGUUCACUCCACCGACCCUCGGCACGUUCCCGCUUUAGCCUCUGCUCUGGGUCAUAUUUUGGCUACGCCGCCUCAGAUGACCGGACAAAAUAAUAAUGGUGAGCAGUACUAUGGUAGUCUGGCCCUACAGAUUCACAACGCUCUUCAGAUCAACAGGAACUGUGAAGACUUGCUUCCUCGUGUUAUCCGACUUGUCGCUGUUGACACCAUCCACCAAAUAUGCGAACGGGAUAUAGAUUUGGGAAGACGGCUCUUUCUGGAGAAACCGCUUUUGUCCAAGCUAGACAAACUUAUCUCACUGAAUCAUCCAGAAGUUGAAGACUGUGCAUCAAACGAACCAUCAUCUAAAAUGAUUGAUAUGUCGGAUUCGGCGGAAUUGCUCUCUGCGGUGGACUUGCGGGGUGUUAUCAAUUUUACUAUCGAGCUUCUGGAUACACAGCACCCAUCAAAGGCUCUGUGCUUGGUUCUGAUGCGCUACUCGCUGCCCUGGUUCCACUUCCUUUCUCUCCUCAAUCUGGUGCUUUCUGAAAAGGAGGGUAGCGAUUGUCCGAUUCCAGAAGGUUGUAAACCAUCACCAGUUAUUGAAUUCAAAUCCCAGCUCUGUUCAAUCCUUGCGAGCCUACUCAACACCGGCCAUUUCUCCCCGUUUUCUCUCCUUCGCGCCUGGCUAGGCCUUCCUUCACUUGAUGAGACUACUCUGAAACCAUUAUUUUUUUCAUCCACCUCCUCCCCCCCUCUUUCGCCUCUUCGGCGCGCCAUUGUCUUGCGACCCACCUCUCUUGUCUCUUCUGACACCAGAGAGUCUGACACUUCAGGCGCGCCCUUCCGCGUGUGUCGUUCGGUGGAGGCGGUGACGGAUCGCUCUUAUGAGAUGAUUUCCGCUCGUGUUGCCGCAGCUAUGCUACUGCUUUCAUCUAUUAUUCAUGCUAAAGGGUAUGAUGGCUAUGUCGACAGGGAAGAGGCUUCGACUGAGUUGCUGCUCCCUGCCUGGUCCACUAGCGACAAAAGGAACAAUGAAACUGAGGGUCAAACUCAGUCAGGUCUUGCUGCACACCUCCUCCUCAGCCUCAUUUCAGACAUCAAUUCUGAACUGAUUAAAGACGCAAGCAAGCAGUCAGGUGUCUGCGUCCGCUUAUGGCCAGGCACAGCGUUGGAGCCAAUGUUGGAGGAGAAAGAUGAAGCGGCGGCUGUAGGAGUACCACUCACUGCAUGCCUGAUGGCCAGCGCAAUGCUAGAAAAACUCAGUCCUACCAGUCUUUGGCCCUCCGAUCCUGCUUUUGCCGUAAAGCUUCUCUGCCUAACAUUGACGCGUCUCUGCCUGGUGUUAAACUCGCCUGCGGACAAAGAGGUGAUGAAGAUGGAAGAGGAGUCGCUCAACCUGGUUCUUGGCAUCACUGCCUUCUUUGUCCAGCACAUGGAUAUGGGUGAAAAGGUGACAAGUGAGGUACGGGACCGGUUCGCCGAGUUGAUCCCACUGUUGCACCAAGUCGAGGAGACAUUUCCUCAAGGCAAUCCCUCUGUAGAACUUGCUGAGCAAAUUCGCAUCUCACUCUUGACUCGAGGUGCGAUUCUCGUUUCUUCGUCACCCACUGCGCCUAACUCCGAUUGUUCAUUCCUUUCAAAGACUGAAUUGAAUCGCGGGAGACGUCUAAUCGAGGAGUUGCCUUCGAUACCACUGUCCGCCUGCCCCACUGACACUGAAACUGUGCCAAAGGCGACUACCGAAGUGAGCCCGAAGCUGUUGGAAAUCUUUGAACAGCUAAAGGAUCCUUUCAUUCCUGUCCGAGGUCAUGCUCUGAUAGAAUUGAGUCGACUUUUGGAAGCCAGAGAUCCCUCAUUAAAAGGCUCUGAAGACAACAUCUUUGAGAUGGUGGUGAAGCAUUUGGACGAUGAAGAUAGUUAUGUCUAUCUGAAUGCUAUUCGAGCGCUCUCGGCUAUGGGCAACGCCCUCACUGACCGCCUUCUUCCUCUCCUCCUUUCUCGCUUUCUUUCUACCUCUUACAGUCUUGAGUUUCGCCUUAAGGUGGGUGAGGCCAUCGUUCGGAUUCUCCGUGAACUAGGUGAUAUUGCACCCAAGUAUCGUGACGCCACCGUUUCCAAUCUACUCAUCUCUGCGAGAGAUCCGUCCGAAUUUAUUCGUGCUGCAGGCCUCUCAAAUUUGGCUGAAAUCUGUCGCCUCCUUGGCAACUCGAUUCAAUCCGUUAUCUACGAGGUUCGAAAAUCUCAAUUCCCAUUUAUUGGUGUUCGAGUUGCUUUUGAAGUGUACGAGGUGAUCGAAAAGACUUUGAAGCAUGAUAACGCGCCUAUCGUGCGUAAGUCGGCUGCUUACCUUGCACGCAGCCUCUUUCUCACCCCCAAAUUGAUGUCUCACCCGUCGGGUCUGCCGGCCUAUUUACCGGACGAUCUGAUCCGUGACGUGCACCGUUUGCUGCGAGACCGACUGGUCAUCGAGCGGGAUGAAGAAGUACUCGAACAACUAGAAGCAGCUAUGGCCGAGCUGGAUGCCCGUACACUAACUGGUGUUUUUCGGAAACAAGAUACCGCUCGUGAUCUGGUAAAGGAGAUUCGAGUCUUGCGUCCUUUUGAUGAAUAA